CACACAUACGCACACACACAGAUCACUGCCUUUUACUGGAGCCUGUGACCAACACACACUGAAAGACAUUCUCAAACACACUCGUUGGAGACUGGAGGAAGAGCACCAGGACGAGGAGUGUGUGGAAAUCAGUUUUUGAUGCGAGCAGCUGAGAGGUAAACAAACCCUCUCUCACACACACACACACACACACACACACUCACACGGUGCCUCUCUCGGUCUCGUGGACACGCAUGGAUGCUGCCGUGUGACUUAUGGACAGAGGUGAGGAGGUGACGGUGAGCGAGAGACGAGGAGACACACAGAUGUGGACGUCUCACUACAGACCUGGGUGUGUAGAGUGAAGCGGAAGCAGGCUCAUGGCUUCCUUGUGGAGCCUGGGCCAGCUGGGGUGGCUGGGUCUCAUCCUGGCCCUCAUGGCACUGCCACACCCAUGUCAGGGUUGCCCACCGCGCUGUGACUGCGCAGCGCAGCUACGUUCUGUGUCCUGUCAGCGUAAGCGUCUGUCCGGGGUACCAGAGGGCAUUCCCACAGAGACCAGACUUCUGGAUCUCAGUCGGAACCGCUUGCGCUGGGUGGCACCGGGUGAUCUGGCCCCUUACCCGCGUCUGGAGGAGCUCGACCUAAGUGAAAAUCUCAUCACAACACUAGAGCCCAAUGCCUUCGCCAGUCUGCAAACGCUGUGUACUCUGCGCCUCAGAGGAAACCAGCUGAAGCUUGUGCCCAUGGGAGCAUUUGCAGGACUGUCAAACCUCACAACGCUGGACCUGAGUGAGAACAAGAUUGUCAUUCUGCUGGACUACACCUUCCAGGAUCUGCGCAGUCUCAAAAAUUUGGAGGUGGGCGAUAAUGACCUGGUCUACAUAUCUCAUAAAGCGUUCUCAGGAUUGUUAGGUCUAGAAGAUCUCACCAUCGAGAGGUGCAACCUGACGUCCAUCUCAGGCCAGACGCUCUCAUACCUGCAUAACCUUGUCACCCUCCGUUUACGCCACCUGUGUAUCUCAGCCCUCGAGGACCAAAAUUUCCGCAAGCUGUCGGCUCUGAGAGGCAUUGAAAUAGACAACUGGCCCUAUUUGGAGCACAUCUCACCUCUGAGCUUCCUGGGGCUCAACCUCUCCUGGCUGUUCAUCACCAACACGAAUAUCACCUCCGUGCCAUCUGCAUCCUUCCGAAACCUUGCUUACCUGACGUCGCUCAACCUCUCCUACAACCCCAUCUCCGUGCUGGAGCCCUGGGCCUUCCGAGACUUGAUCAGGCUGAAGGAACUAGUCAUGGUCAGCACCAAUUUGCUCACGGUAGAACUUCAUGCCCUCGGAGGCUUGAGGCAAAUCCGAGUUCUGAACUUGUCCAACAACGAGCUAGUCACUCUUGAGGAGAGCUCGUUCCACUCCGUCAACAGUCUGGAGACUCUGAGGGUGGAUGGAAACCCGUUGUCCUGCGAUUGCCGGCUUCUUUGGAUCCUGCAACGCAGACGCACCUUAAACUUUGAUGGAAAGAUGCCAAUGUGCGCUGGCCCCGCAGAGGUGCAGGGAUACAUGCUGAGCACCUUCACUGAUUCGGCGUUGUUUGAUUACUUCACCUGUCAAAAGCCAAAGAUACGGAAUCGGAAGCUUCAACAGGUGACUGCACUGGAAGGCCAACCGGUAUCGUUCCUUUGUCGAGCCGAAGGUGAGCCGGCGCCCGCUAUCAUAUGGAUCUCACCGCAGAGGCGUAGAAUCGCUUCCAAAAGCAACGGCAGGAUCACUGUGCUUCCGGGUGGAACACUGGAGAUCCGUUACGCACAGAUCACAGACAGCGGCACAUACAUCUGCAUCGCCAGCAAUGCUGGUGGCAAUGACACCUACUUCGCCACGCUGACAGUGAAAGGCCAGCCGCAGGACUCUGUGCUGUUUGGCAACCGCUCCUUGUAUGCGGUGGAUUUCAACGACACCGGUCUCAACAGUACACGUGUUUUUCUGAAGUUCACGCUGGAUCUCACCACCAUCCUGGUGUCGACAGCGAUGGGCUGCAUUACGUUCCUGGGAGUCGUGCUGUUCUGUUUCCUGUUGUUGUUUGCGUGGAGCCGUGGACGUGGUCAACGCAAGAAUAACUUCACAGUGGAGUAUUCCUUCAGGAAAACAGAAGGACCUGCCACCACUGCAACUUCUGGAGGGGCACGGAAGUUUAACAUGAAGAUGAUAUGAAACAACGCAGCCAGGGGCCCGAUGGGGGAAGCAUAGUCGCCCAACAUUAACACACACAGUGCCGACUCAGUGCAGAAAUAAACACGCCAGGUUUCACGCCAAGAAAUUAUUCAUAUAGAUAUAUAGAAAAUAUAUUCAUAUAACCUAUUUUGAGGGACAUUGUGACAGUGAUGCAUAUUCCACCCCCCAAAAUGUAUUACAGCAAUGAGAAAAAAGAUGGUCAUUGUGAUAUUCUCAUUACCGCAACAUAAAUUAAAUAAAAUAUAUUAUUUAAAUUGUAAUACAAUUUUGCAUACAGAAAAUUAACCCAUUUUAGGAGCAUUAUGAUUUUUAAAAUUUGCGCACAUUUCCCAAUUCUCAUUACCGCAAUGCAAAACAAGAUUAUCAUUAUGAUAUUCUCA
Xyrauchen texanus (razorback sucker) is the source of this 2584-nucleotide messenger RNA. RefSeq names its product leucine-rich repeat and immunoglobulin-like domain-containing nogo receptor-interacting protein 3. NCBI's taxonomy places the organism in Eukaryota, Metazoa, Chordata, Actinopteri, Cypriniformes, Catostomidae. Bases 360 to 2183 code for a protein of 607 amino acids. Gene Ontology annotation, molecular function: protein binding. Gene Ontology annotation, cellular component: extracellular matrix. The record is from RefSeq and is a predicted model, not a curated record. The transcript is spliced from 3 exons.